Anthonomus grandis grandis is the source of this 1398-nucleotide messenger RNA. RefSeq lists its product as uncharacterized. The record is from RefSeq and is a predicted model, not a curated record. The transcript has 5 exons. NCBI's taxonomy places the organism in Eukaryota, Metazoa, Arthropoda, Insecta, Coleoptera, Curculionidae. Bases 261 to 1211 code for a protein of 316 amino acids. Gene Ontology annotation, cellular component: cytoplasmic microtubule.
UUUAAUAAAAUAAUUUAUUAAUGUCCCUCCGCGUUAUAUAACACAUUUUAUCAGUUGCGAUGAAUUAUUUACCCAUAGAAAGCUCCAAAAUGUGAUUUUUUUUCCCGAGUGGCCCUAUAUUAACCAGGUGCUUAAGGUAUAUUUUGAAGGUAUUAAGGUAACCAUGCCUGGCACUAAAACGUCAAUAGAAUAGAUAUUCGUGAAAAUAUGUCAUAAUUGAAUAUAUUGCAUUACCAAAUUUUGGAGACCAAUGAACCAAUAUGCAUUCUACAACUUUGAGGGGCAUUUUCCCAGAGCCAAAAACUGUUUACAGGCGAAAUUUUAUUAAAGAAAAUGUCAAGUCGAUCAAGCAGAUGCAGGGUAUUCUUCAGGAAGCAGGGGCAAUCCAUUCUCGAAAAGACCCAUUGUUUGAAAAAUACAAGAGCGAAACCAAACCAGUUGCACCAAAAAUUAUUAAAUCAAAAGAAAGUGAUAUAAGUAAAAGUGUCAAACAGUUGGGCAAGUCUGACAGCAGUUCCCAAGGCCCUGAUAAGUUUGCGACUAAGGCGCGGAACACUUUUACCAUAAAAAAUCCUAUCAUGAAAACAAAAAUUAAAGCUCUUACAAAAAAAGAUACUCAAAACACCUCAGCACACAGCUCAGAUGACAGCAGAAUUACCCAUAGGGCCAUGCAAACUGAAAGAGAAGAAGAUAUUUCAAAAUUAUAUGACACUGGUGUAAUCAAGUACCCUAGCCCUGGACUAUUGAAGUCUCAUAGGGGAGGACAGGGAGAUCCCGUGAAUGAUAUUAUAAAAGAUCUGGACACAAUUUCGAUGGAGGAUAAAGAUUUCAUUAGGGAAAAUAAGAACAUUAAGCCGAAGACGGUGAAACAGAGCCCGGUGAAAGUUCUGGCGCAGGCACCUGCGAAUUACCAACGGGGGGUCGUGCCUAAAUACCUGCGCGACCGGAAGGACGAUGCCUCUUUGGGGGAACAGGACGCGGAGUGUCCUCCGGGGCAUGUGUUGCUGCCGGAGGAGGAGAGGAAGGAGACUCUGAGGGUGUUAAGGCAAAGCUAUGCCGAUCGAAUUCAGGAAUUGAACAUGAUGCCGGUGAGGAAUGAUACUUUAAAAAUGAGGAAACGAAAGAUGGAAAUCGAGGAGGAACUAAAACGGAUCGACGGAGGUAUAAAAGUGUUUCAACGGCCGAAGGUGUAUGUUAAAAUAAAUGCUUAAAUAUUUUUUCUAAGUUUGUUAGUAUUUAUUUGUGUGUAAUUGGGACCAGACAUAUAAGGAUUGUCAUGAUUUGUAAUUUAUUAUGACGUAUUACUGUUUUUAGUAUGAAGGUGUAAAUAUUAAAUUCUAGUCAUGUUUCAAAUUAAUUGUUAAUAAACUAUGAAUAUAGCAGGAUUAUCAUUUGUAA